AACACUUUACACUCUUAUUUAUACCAAGCUAAAUAGGUAUUACCGGUACUUUUUGAUUCCAUUGUUCUCUCCUUUUGUCAAAAACAAAGCAUACAUAAAAUUCCUUGAUGGAGGGACAACAAAAUGGAUCAAAAUCAAAUUACACUUUUCCACCUGGUUUCAGAUUCCAUCCUUCUGAUGAAGAACUCAUAGUUCAUUACUUGCAAAACAAAAUCAAAUCGCGUCCACUUCCAGCGUCGAUUAUAGCUGAAAUUGAUCUCUAUAAGUAUAAUCCAUGGGAGUUACCUAAGAAGUCUUUGUUUGGUGAGGAAGAAUGGUAUUUCUUUAGUCCGAGAGACCGAAAGUAUCCAAAUGGAUUAAGGCCAAAUAGAACAGCAGCUUCAGGAUAUUGGAAGGCAACUGGAACUGAUAAGCCAAUAAUUUCUUCAUGUGAAUCAAAGCAUAUAGGAGUGAAGAAAGCUCUUGUGUUUUAUUCAGGUAGACCUCCUAAGGGAGUUAAGACAGAUUGGAUCAUGAACGAAUAUAGAUUGGUUGACACAACGGCGAAAUCGUUUAAACUCAAAGGUUCGAUGCGGUUGGAUGACUGGGUAUUAUGUCGGGUUCGAAAUAAAGGCUAUUCAUUGAAGAAUUUAUCUGAAAAUCAAGAGAAUCCUAGUGAACCAACCAUACCAUUAAACUUACCAAGGGGUGAAGAACGCCCUACAAACGUGAACCUUCGAUCUGACAUUAUCACAGAUUAUCAGUUCAAAGACUAUCAGAUUAUAGCCUCUAUUCUAGUUGGCGGAGUUAUACCUCCAACUGAGAACAUGUCGAGUUUGAGCGUUAAUGGAAGCAAAUUCAACAAUCUAAACUCAGUUUCUGAAGAAGGUUUCAAUAAAGCGAAUUCUCAAACUACAAACUAUUCUUUGGAAUGUUACUUCAAUCCACUGAAAAGAAAAUCUAACGAGGAUGAUGAUCAGUUUGAAAAUCUCAUUUCUUUUAACAGCAAGUUCAACUCUGAGAACAAAUUAUGCGAAUCUCCUAGCAUCGAUUUUCAAAAGCUAAACAAAUUUACCUUUACAGAAAGAUAUCAGCAAUGAUGAAGGCAAGGCACCGACAAUAGAAUAGUCGACAAUCCUUUAUUUUACAUUCAGACUUUCAUGGAUUAUUAAUACAGCUUAUUAUGAAGUAUAGAAAACUUGGAAUUACGAUAGGCGUCAAAAGUUCAAAUGAAUUAUAGUUUUAAUUCUUUAUAUGUUGUAAUAAUUAUUGCUACCU
Messenger RNA from Medicago truncatula (barrel medic), 1257 nucleotides. Its product is annotated as NAC transcription factor 29. The record is from RefSeq and is a predicted model, not a curated record. Lineage: Eukaryota; Viridiplantae; Streptophyta; Magnoliopsida; Fabales; Fabaceae. The coding region runs from base 108 to 1079 and encodes 323 amino acids. Gene Ontology annotation, molecular function: DNA binding. The transcript has 3 exons. Gene Ontology annotation, biological process: regulation of DNA-templated transcription.